AAAAAGCAUUUUUAACUGUGAUAUUAUAAUUAACCGUUACUUUAUAUUUAAUCUAAAAAUAUCAAAGAAAAGAAAAAAAAAAAAAAAGAAAACAGAAGAAAAACAUUAUAAAAAAUUUUGUCUGAUUUAAACAAGAAACGUGUCGUUGUUUGUUGGCCUUUCAUUUACAAUAAAGCGGUUUUAACCGAUUUUAACCAACACAAUACCUUGUUUGUAAGCCUUGUGAGUUAAAAUUUGGCAAAAAUAAGGAUAUCCUCGUCCGAUAUGGCCGCAACACAUGAAAAUCCCGCCUUUAUAGAUGAUCAUGGACAUAAUAGAUCCAAUGGAAUUUAUCGUAAUUACAAUCGUAGUAUUAAUAAUCAGGCAGCAUCCACUACAGCACGUAAUACAGAUAAUGAGUUGCCUACCACCUGCAAAGAUAAAACGCUUCCCGAACGUGACACGUGGGGUAAAGGUGUUGAAUUUCUUAUGUCCUGUAUAGCCAUGUCAGUGGGUUUAGGUAACGUUUGGCGUUUCCCUUUCACCGCUUUAGACAAUGGCGGCGGUGCUUUUCUUAUACCCUAUCUGGUAGUUUUGUUUUUGGUUGGUAAACCUAUUUAUUAUUUGGAAAUGAUUAUUGGUCAAUUUUCUAGCCGCGGCUCUGUAAAAGUCUUUGAUCUUUGUCCAGCUAUGCGAGGCGUAGGCAUUGGUCAAGUUGUCAGCAUUUCUAUGGUAACUACUUAUUAUGUGGCCAUAAUGGGUAUGACAUUAAAAUAUUUCAUCGAUUCUUUCUACUCUCCAUUGCCUUGGUCCCAAUGUAAAGACUCAUGGAAUGCUGUUUGUGUAGCAUCAAGUGAUAAGAAUACAGCUAAUUAUUUGUAUGUCCAGCCGCAAAAUGUAACCACAUCUGUGUUCAAUGUUAGUGUAAACGUUAGCAAUUACACAAGUAGUGUUUUAAGCAACACUAAGCCCACAGCAUCAGCUGAAUUGUAUUUUAUCAAUGAAAUAUUAAAAGAGAAAGAUAACAUAGAUGAUGGGAUUGGUGCCCCCAACUGGCAAUUAGUGAUUGGACUAUUUGCAUCGUGGCUGUGCGUCUUCAGCGUAAUAAUACGUGGAGUUAAAAGUUCGGGAAAAGCUUCGUAUUUUUUGGCGAUAUUUCCUUACAUCAUAAUGGCGGUAUUAUUAGGUCGGGCUUUAACUUUACCCGGUUCGGUGGAUGGAAUUUUGUAUUUUAUAAAACCGCAAUGGAGCAAAAUAUUAGAUCCCAAGGUAUGGUAUGCUGCUGUUACCCAAUGUUUUUAUUCUCUGUCGGUAUGUUUUGGUAACAUUAUCAUGUAUGCUUCUUAUAAUAAAUUUGGACACAACGUUCACCGCGACGCUACUAUUGUGACCGGUUUGGACACUUGCACUUCAUUGCUAGCUGGUUUCACCAUAUUCGGUAUACUAGGUCACUUGGCUCAUGAAAUCGGUACCGAUGACAUUGGUAGCGUGGUUAAGGGAGGCGCGGGAUUGGCAUUUAUUUCUUAUCCGGAUGCUAUAGCGAAAUUUGAAAAUUUACCCCAAAUAUUUUCUGUUCUCUUCUUUUUAAUGCUAUUUGUAUUGGGUAUUGGUUCUAAUAUAGCCAUGACAUCCUGUACGGUCACAGCGAUACGAGACAAUUUUCCUAAUGUCAAACAAUGGCAAUGUGCUUUGGGUAUAGCUGUUGUCAGUUUCUGCAUAGGGUUGGCAUAUAUAACACCGGGCGGUCAGUUCAUAUUGACAUUGGUUGAUUAUUUUGGUGCUUCUAUGAUUGCCUUGGUAUUGGGAAUCUUUGAAUUGUAUGUCUUGGGUUGGGUAUACGGAGUGGAUCGUCUUUGCAAAGAUGCUGAAUUUAUGAUGGGUCGUAAAGUCGGUCUAUAUUGGCGUUGGUGCUGGUCGGUUAUUACUCCACUCAUAAUGACCAUCAUAUUAAUUUACUUUCUAUCCACUUAUACUCCGUUAACUUAUAAUAAUGUAUCCUAUCCUAAUUGGGCGUAUGCUUUAGGAUGGACCAUAACGGCAGUAGGCGUCUUACAAUUGCCAUUAUGGCUAAUUGUGGCCGUUAUACGCGAUCCUGGCGUAACGUGGCGGGAGAAAUUUAUUGGAGCUUUCAAACCUAAACAUGAUUGGGGACCUAUUGAUCCUUUGCUUAGAGAACAAUACAACAAAGCAAUGGAUAAUGAGUCGAUAGCAAAUCAAGGACUUGGCUGCUGUGGUUGGAUAAAGAAAAAUAUAUUUGGCUAAAUUUUCUUUUAACUAAAUGAGGAUGAAACCCACCCAUUUUUAGCAAUAACUUGCCAAAAGUUUUAAAAGCCUUCAUCUUAUCUCAAUUUUGUAAAGUAUUUUUAGUUUUUUAGUAAUUUUAGUAUA
This is a messenger RNA of Glossina fuscipes, 2367 nucleotides long. RefSeq names its product sodium-dependent nutrient amino acid transporter 1-like. The transcript has 8 exons. Gene Ontology annotation, cellular component: membrane. NCBI's taxonomy places the organism in Eukaryota, Metazoa, Arthropoda, Insecta, Diptera, Glossinidae. Gene Ontology annotation, molecular function: L-amino acid transmembrane transporter activity. The record is from RefSeq and is a predicted model, not a curated record. Gene Ontology annotation, biological process: sodium ion transmembrane transport. The coding region runs from base 265 to 2241 and encodes 658 amino acids.